AUGCGUCGUGGUGCCGGACCCAACAAGAGCAAAUUUGCUCCGAAAUCAGGCGCAGGCAAGGGCAGAUCAGGCACCUCGCCUGCGAAGGGCAAUGCGAAGAACAACAAAUCGUCGGCAUCUUCGAAGAAGGGGGUAGCGGACAAGGCGGAGAAGAGGAAGCCGCAAUCGCAGCUAGAUGUGUAUGAAGAUAGCAGCGAUGGAGAGGGCAACGCCGCGUUCUACUCGCACAUUGAUGAAGGGGCAAGGCCGGACAUGGAAGGCAUGGAUGCGGCCGCCCGUAGACGCUUCAAGUCCACCAUGAUAAACGCCGAAGAGGAUGAUGAUGAAGAUGGAGAUGUAUUUGAAGAUGACGAGGAAAUCGACGAAGAUGAGGCGUUCGACGAGGAGGAUGAGAAGAGAUACGGCGAAGUGCUCAGCGGAAUCGGCCAGAGGGGCAAGGAGGCGCCCAAAGGGAAGGCCGGCAAGGGUAAGGACAAGAAGAAGGCCAAGAAGCAUCAGGAAAUCACACUUUCUGAGAGCGAUGACUCCGGCAAGGAGUACUCGGACGACGGUGACGACGACGAGGCCGAUGACUUCGAGGGUGACGAGAACGAAGGCGACUUCAAGCGUCUGGACGAAAUGUUUGACGAACUCGAUGAGAAUGAAGACGACGAAGAGGAGGCACGCAAUCCCCCUCUUCAUGCCGAUUUGGAUCCCCGCCUUCCGGGCCACCUGCAUGACUGA
Messenger RNA from Acanthamoeba castellanii str. Neff, 723 nucleotides. RefSeq lists its product as uncharacterized. The transcript has 3 exons. The coding region runs from base 1 to 723 and encodes 240 amino acids. The record is from RefSeq and is a predicted model, not a curated record. Lineage: Eukaryota; Discosea; Longamoebia; Acanthamoebidae.